AUGACCCAUAAACAAAAAUUAAUUAGAGCAUUGCCGAUUCACAGAAUUCUUAUAGAAACGGACUCACCAGCCUUAGCCGCCGUGAGGCAAGAGCGGAACGAUCCAUCAGAAACUCUCAAGGUAUGUCAAUACAUUGCCAAGGAGAAAGGCCUAGACGCCGAGACGGUGAUAAGAAUAACGCACGACAACACUAAAAAUCUCUACAAAAACCUUAAUUGUUGUGCCUAA
This is a messenger RNA of Protopolystoma xenopodis, 228 nucleotides long. The record is from the annotation of a GenBank genome assembly. NCBI's taxonomy places the organism in Eukaryota, Metazoa, Platyhelminthes, Monogenea, Polystomatidea, Polystomatidae.